AUGGAUGACAUUCGAAUCGUUAUUUUCUACUUGGCUGUGCCCAGUAUCCUAUUUUCCAUCCUGCGUAAGAUACCACUAUGGAGAACCAAGAAGAACCGAGAAGUCAAGGGAAUUCCUGGACCUCGACAGUUUCCUGUCGUUGGGAGGGUUCAUGACGUGGAUCGAUUCUGUAUGUGGAAGAAGUUCAAAGAAUGGGCUGAUAUUUAUGGGCCUAUCUAUCGGACCAGUAUGUUGGGCCAACAGUUCAUUAUAAUAUCAGACCAAAACAUCGCCGAAGAGCUUCUCGUUAAAAGAGGUCACGUCUACUCUGGACGUCCUCAGAUAAGAGCCCUCUUUGAUCACAAGACCGGGCCUGGUUAUCUUGCAUUGAUGGACAGACACGACAUCUGGACGCGUCAACGGAAAUGGAUCCAUGCCGCAAUGGCAGACUUCCACCGGCAUCAUUUCUUUGGCGUCAUCGAGGAUGAGGUCAAACGAUAUCUGGCCAUACUCCUUCUGGACCCAGCUAAAUUCCAUGCCAACACACGAGAACACUGUGGUCGUAUCAUGAGCCGGUUGGCUUGGGGUGAUGCUUCGCAGGGUAAGGAAAACGCCGAUAGUGCUGACUGCACCUUAACACAGAUGUCGGUAUCGGGGCCGAUCGUCAAUACUAUGACCCCUCUCUGGGUAAUCCCUUGGGCCCUGAAUCCGUGGAAGAAAUUCGAGAGGGCGCGGGAAGACCAGCAACGAGCAUGGUGGCUCAAUUCUUUCCAGAUUGCGAAACACAAAUUUCUUCGAGGGGACUUGUCUGAAAACACGUGGUCGAACCGGUACUUCGUAGGGCUGCAAAAUCAAGGUAAUCUUGACCUGGAACAAAGUCCAGAGGAGGAAGAAUUCGCAAGUUGCAUGCUGGGAUUCCAGAAUUUAGUGGGCGUCGUGACCAUCAGUGGGCCUCUGCAAUUCUUCUUGAUGGCGAUGUUACUUCACCCAGAAUGGCAGAAGAAGGCGCAAGAGGAAAUCGAUCGGAUAUGCGGUGAUCGCAUGCCAAUAAUAGAUGAUAUGGCAGAUUUGCCUACAGUUCGCGCAUGUCUCAAAGAGACAAUUAGGUGGCGAUCCGGGGUUCCUUUAGGAGUACCCCACCAGGCUGAACAAAACGACGAGUUCCGAGGCGAACGGAUUACGAAAGGGACCGUGAUAUUAGCAUGUGAGUGGAGCAUGAAUCGUGUCCCGGAGCGGUAUCCCGAUCCCGAAGUCUUCCACCCUGAGCGAUAUCUAGAGAAAGGAUGGCCUACUUAUCAAGAACCGCUUUCGCGAUAUCCUAACUUUCGCGAAGGUGCGGGAAUGCACACGUUCGGAUGGGGCCGUCGCGUGUGUCUCGGUCAGCAUAUCGUAGAUGACGAGAUGUUUGUCUCAGGCGCGGGGGUGUUGUGGGCUUUCAAUCUGGUUAGGAAGACGUGUCCCAAGACGGGAGAAGUCAUCGAGUUCGAUAGUGAAGGCACCAAUGCCCACGUAAUCUUGGAGCCGUUGCCAUUCCCAUGCGACUUCCAACCAAGAAGUACUAAGAGGACUGCACAGAUUUUGCUAGGAUAUGCGGACAUAAGGGAUCAAUUGAAGAUAUGA
Annulohypoxylon maeteangense is the source of this 1599-nucleotide messenger RNA. RefSeq names its product cytochrome P450. Gene Ontology annotation, molecular function: monooxygenase activity; heme binding; iron ion binding. NCBI's taxonomy places the organism in Eukaryota, Fungi, Ascomycota, Sordariomycetes, Xylariales, Hypoxylaceae. The record is from RefSeq and is a predicted model, not a curated record. The coding region runs from base 1 to 1599 and encodes 532 amino acids. The transcript has 4 exons.